Messenger RNA from Podarcis lilfordi (Lilford's wall lizard), 687 nucleotides. The record is from the annotation of a GenBank genome assembly. Lineage: Eukaryota; Metazoa; Chordata; Lepidosauria; Squamata; Lacertidae.
AUGCCCCUUCCCCGGCAGACCAACUUCUUGAAGGUGAUACUUGCGUUCCACUCUGAAAAGAUACCAUCUAUUAUUGUUAGGAGGAAAACGCUUUUGUCCAUGGCCGACAUUGUAGCAACGAGGGUUUUUACAGACAGCAAGAUCAAACCCCUUCUAAAUAGGUGCCCUGGCGGUGAGGACAUUAGGACAAGAGACUCUGCCUCACUUCAAAAUACUGUCAGGCCCAACCGCGAUGACUCUGCAGCGUGCCAUCCGCGACCAAACUCGAUACCCUCUCAAACUGCUAUAUAUGAGGAUGAUAAUCUGCAGACUGCCCUCGACGAAAGGGAACUUAUUGAUUCAUUCAGAGCCCUUCCUCCGAAAGAACAGUCGGUGAUGAUGCAAAGAUUUGACACGCUUAAAACUCAGCUUUUGCAAGUCCAACAUAGAGGGGAAGAUACUAACGAUGUCUCAAAUAAUCCCACUUGGGCCCACCGGACAGAAGUGGUUGACCUUCUUCAGCUCAGCCCCACUCUGAAUUCAAAAACCAUCCGACAAGACUCAAAUCUUCAAGUUGCUUCUGCAGCGUGCGCUACAUCACGAGACGACCAGGCUCUGCCAUCCUCACUGAACCUUCAUCUAUAUUCAUCAACCAACAUACCUAAGGACGAAAUUCUGAUUUCCUGCUUGACUCAAAUCCCUCUUUAA